Molecule: messenger RNA, 1113 nt
Organism: Trichoplax adhaerens
Lineage: Eukaryota; Metazoa; Placozoa; Uniplacotomia; Trichoplacea; Trichoplacidae
Exons: 11
Coding region: 1-1113 (370 amino acids)
Cellular component (GO): mitochondrion
Molecular function (GO): acyl-CoA dehydrogenase activity; flavin adenine dinucleotide binding
Source: RefSeq, a predicted model, not a curated record
AUGCGCAAAACUAAAGUGCAACGGUUUUCUCGAGAAAAAAUUGCUCCAAGAGUAGCAGAAAUGGACCGAAAUUCACACCUGGAUAAAGACAUCAUCAAGGGCUUAUUUGAUCAAGGGUUUAUGGGUGUUGAAGUAAGUAGUGAAUAUGGAGGGACUGGAUCAUCCUUCUUCGGUAGCUGCUUGGCGAUUGAGGAAAUCGCUAGAGUUGAUCCCGCUGUUGCUGUAAUGGUAGACGUUCAAAAUACACUUGUAGAAACAAUAUUUAUGCAAUACGGAAACAAGGAGCAGAAUGAAAAAUAUUUAUCACAGUUAGCCACCAAAUCAGUAGGCUGCUUUUGUCUAUCAGAGUUUGGAAGCGGUAGCGAUGCCUUUGCAUUGCAAACUAGGGCUGUUGCUGAUGGCGAUCAUUUCGUUCUAAACGGAACCAAAGCAUGGAUUAGUAAUUCCGAACAUGCGGACAUAUUCUUAGUAUUUGCUAACGCCUCUCCAGAAAAGGGCUAUAAAGGCAUAACUUGCUUCAUCGUCGAACGAAACAUGCCCGGCCUUUCACUUGGAAAGAAAGAAGAUAAGCUUGGAAUAAGGGCUUCAUCGACUUGUCCCGUAAUACUGGAGAAUGUUAGGGUUCCAGAAAGUAAUAUUAUGGGAAAAUUUGGCGAAGGAUAUAAAAUUGCCAUUGGAAUAUUAAAUGAAGGCAGAAUUAGCAUUGCUUCCCAAAUGGUUGGUUUAGCUCAAGGAGCCCUAGAUGCCGCUAUACCCUAUACAAUGGAAAGAAAGCAAUUUAACCAACGAAUUUUUGAUUUCCAGGGUGUACAACAUCAAAUUGCAGAAAUGUCUACUAUGGUUGCAGCAGCUCGAGCAAUAACUUAUGACGCAGCUAGAUUGAAAGUAGCUGGCAAACCUGUAGUCAAGGAGGGUGCUAUGGCUAAAUAUUUUGCUUCCGAGAUGGCUCAAAAGGUAUCAUCAAAAGCUUUAGAAUGGCUUGGCGGUGUAGGAUUUACAAAGGAUUUCCCUGUUGAGAAGUUUUACAGAGAUGCAAAAAUCGGUGUCAUUUAUGAAGGUUCAUCCAAUAUUCAGCUAAAUACGAUCGCAAAAUAUGUAGCCAUGGAAUAUUAA